UCCGAACCCUCUGUUGUUAGUGGUUUGGCGGUGGUAGACGCUUGAUCCAAGUCUUAAUUCACCCUCGCUUAUGAAAACCCACCUCUAAUGGAUUAACUCAGCUUCUUGUUCAUAAUUAGUGAAAUUUUUGGUUUUGUAAUGGCUAACGAGCGUCUCAGAGCUCUGGAGGAGGUGGAGAAGGAGAUAGCCAUGAUCCUACAGUGCGCAGGUAACAUUGUGUUGGAGCUCUCAAAAGACAAACACAAUGCCAGCCUCUUGGACAGACAGUUGCUGCAAUUCCAGAGCUCUGUGAACCGAGUGGAAAGUGAGCUGAGUGCGCAGAUCCGAUAUCUGACACAGGUGGCUACAGGUCAACCUCAUGAGGGCUCCACGUAUUCAGCUCGGAAGGACUGUCAGAUGGCCCUGAACAGAGCGGAGUAUGCAAAGGUCAAACUCGGUGAACUUGGACGCACUUGUGAAGUCAUGCUGGAACAGCAGCAGUCAUGAGAAUACAGACUUUGGACAUUUGCUCCUCUGACACUUCAGCAGUGAAUGUCAUUAUGCAUUUUGUACAUUGAUUUUGAAUAUUUUUUUUUUUUUUUUUUUUAAGUUUUCUACAUUUUUACUAACAGGUAAUAUAGUGGCUCUCAAACUUUUCACACCAGAUAUCGUGUCGUAUCGUGUAGUAUUCAGAGUGCUACCACAUCUAAAUCAACUAUGCAAUAAACAAAAAAUUAUCAAAAGAAGAACAGACAAGUAUAAACAAUGAACUCUAAAUCUAAAUUUGCCAAAGCCACAUACCGAAGAGCUGUCUAAGUACCACGUGAAGGAGCUUUCAUACCAUCGGUUUGAGAAACACAAGAAUAUCUUCAACUCAUUGCAAUUAAGCUACCAGCUUUGUCUAAUCAUGGGUUUUAGCUCCCUGUUGUACCGAACAUUUUGAAGAUUUUCCCCCAUACAAUAAAUAUAUUUUGUUUUAUAACCAUUGCCAUAGCAAUUCACAAUUUAAUUGUCAUAUUUCUGAAACCCACUGAUUGAGGCAAGUUAAUUUUUUUAUUUGCAAAUGAAAGGCACCCACAUGAUUGUGUGGGUCCACAGGGAGGUAUGUCAAAUGGAAAAAAUGCACAUAAAAAUCCAACAAGUUCAUCUAUAAUCCUUUAUACUGUACAGAUUUGUAAUUUGAUUUGAUAAGAGUUGAGUAGUUAACCUUCAUAAAUUGCUAAAAGUUUUCAUUAAUGCGAAUAAAGUACCCAUAUCCCUUUAC
Molecule: messenger RNA, 1243 nt
Organism: Periophthalmus magnuspinnatus
Lineage: Eukaryota; Metazoa; Chordata; Actinopteri; Gobiiformes; Gobiidae
Gene: med11
Product: mediator complex subunit 11
Exons: 3
Coding region: 139-486 (115 amino acids)
Biological process (GO): regulation of transcription by RNA polymerase II
Cellular component (GO): mediator complex
Molecular function (GO): transcription coregulator activity
Source: RefSeq, a predicted model, not a curated record